Messenger RNA from Penicillium diatomitis, 753 nucleotides. Its product is annotated as rRNA-processing protein NSA2. The coding region runs from base 1 to 753 and encodes 250 amino acids. The record is from RefSeq and is a predicted model, not a curated record. Lineage: Eukaryota; Fungi; Ascomycota; Eurotiomycetes; Eurotiales; Aspergillaceae. The transcript is spliced from 3 exons. Gene Ontology annotation, cellular component: nucleolus; preribosome, large subunit precursor. Gene Ontology annotation, biological process: maturation of 5.8S rRNA; maturation of LSU-rRNA.
AUGCGCUGGCAAAAGCAGCACGGAAAGCGCCUCGAUCACGAUGAGCGUGUCCGCAAGCGCCAGGCUCGUGAGGGUCACAAGCAAUCCUACGAUGCUCAGAACCUGCGCGGUCUAAGGGCCAAGCUGUACCAGCAGAAGCGCCACAAGGAGAAGAUUCAGAUGAAGAAGCGCAUCAAGGCCCAGGAAGAAAAGAACGUCAAGUCUUCCGCUCCCGACGAGCCUUCUCAGACCCCUCUGCCCCAAUAUUUGCUCGACCGAUCUCAAGCCACAAAUGCAAAGGCCUUGUCCAGUGCUAUUAAAGAUAAGCGAGCGGAGAAGGCGGCCAAGUUUGCCGUGCCUUUGCCCAAGGUCAAGGGUAUCAGUGAGGAGGAGAUGUUCAAGGUCGUCAAUACCGGCAAGAAGACUCACAAGAAGUCCUGGAAGCGCAUGAUCACAAAGCCUACUUUCGUUGGUAACGACUUUACCCGUCGUCCCGUGAAGUACGAGCGAUUCAUUCGUCCUAUGGGUCUGCGUUAUAAGAAGGCCAAUGUUACCCACCCCGAGCUCGGUGUGACAGUUCAGCUGCCAAUUCUCUCUGUCAAGAAGAACCCCAACAACCCUCUCUUCACCCAGCUGGGUGUUUUGACCAAGGGUACCAUUAUCGAGGUCAACGUCUCCGAGUUGGGUCUCGUCACCACCACCGGCAAGGUCGUCUGGGGUAAAUGGGCACAGAUCACCAACGUGCCCGAAAACGACGGCUGUGUGAACGCGUGA